CCAGGGAAUCUCUCUGUUUAGACCCGGAAGCCUCCCGCUGAAGAAGAUGCCUGCCUUCAACAGAUUGUUUCCCCUGGCUUCCCUCCUGCUCAUCUUGUGGGUUGGAGUCUGCUUCCCUGUGUGUGUGGAAGUGCCCUCGGAGACGGAGGCUGUUCAGGGCAACCCCAUGAAGCUGCGCUGCAUCUCCUGCAUGAAGAGGGAGGAGGUGGAGGCCACCACGGUGGUGGAAUGGUUCUACAGGCCCGAGGGCGGUAAAGAUUUCCUUAUCUACGAGUAUCGGAACGGCCACCAGGAGGUGGAGAGCCCUUUCCAGGGACGCCUUCAGUGGAAUGGGAGCAAAGACUUGCAGGACGUGUCCAUCACAGUGCUCAAUGUCACCCUGAACGACUCUGGCCUUUAUACGUGCAACGUGUCCCGGGAGUUUGAGUUCGAGGCACAUCGCCCCUUUGUGAAGACCACUCGGUUGAUCCCCCUCCGUGUCACUGAGGAAGCUGGAGAGGACUUCACCUCUGUGGUCUCAGAAAUCAUGAUGUACAUCCUCCUAGUCUUCCUCACUCUGUGGCUGCUCAUCGAGAUGAUAUAUUGCUACAGGAAGGUCUCAAAAGCUGAAGAGGCAGCCCAAGAAAACGCGUCUGACUACCUGGCCAUCCCAUCGGAGAACAAAGAGAACUCUGCGGUACCAGUGGAGGAAUAG
Hippopotamus amphibius kiboko is the source of this 694-nucleotide messenger RNA. It is a transcript of the gene SCN3B, whose product is annotated as sodium voltage-gated channel beta subunit 3. Gene Ontology annotation, biological process: regulation of heart rate by cardiac conduction; sodium ion transport; ventricular cardiac muscle cell action potential. NCBI's taxonomy places the organism in Eukaryota, Metazoa, Chordata, Mammalia, Artiodactyla, Hippopotamidae. The transcript has 5 exons. Gene Ontology annotation, molecular function: sodium channel regulator activity. Gene Ontology annotation, cellular component: voltage-gated sodium channel complex. The coding region runs from base 47 to 694 and encodes 215 amino acids. The record is from RefSeq and is a predicted model, not a curated record.